Manihot esculenta (cassava) is the source of this 1169-nucleotide messenger RNA. RefSeq lists its product as uncharacterized. The transcript is spliced from 2 exons. NCBI's taxonomy places the organism in Eukaryota, Viridiplantae, Streptophyta, Magnoliopsida, Malpighiales, Euphorbiaceae. Bases 1 to 405 code for a protein of 134 amino acids. The record is from RefSeq and is a predicted model, not a curated record.
AUGACCAGAUCUGAACACAGGGACACACUACCAUUUGAUCCAGAAAUUGAACGCACUCUCAGAAGACUUAGAAAGCAAGCCACAGAAGCUUCAUCUGAAGCAACAGAAUUUUGCCAACAAGCCGCACCAAUGGCUGAACCUAAUCUACAACUUGUUGCCAAUAAUGAACAUGCUGUCCAUGACCAAAUAAUUCAAGAAAAUCCAGCAAUUAGGCCCCAAGAACAAAGAGAAAGAACCAUGAGAGAAUUGGCAACUCCUGUAGGUGACUAUGCACCACUUUGCAUCGCCUAUCCGCCUCUGACAGUUCCCUUUGAACUGAAAUCAGAAAAUAGUGUAAAAAGACAAUUUGGAGAAAAACCCCCUAAAACUGCCUUAUUGGAGCAAAGAAUGAGGAAAAUAUUUUGAAGCUGAAAUAUUGACGCAAAUGGGCCUCGCACAUAUGGAUCACUCGCCCAAAUGGCCAAGGCAUAUGGACCAAGCAGCGGACAGCACAUGGCCGCAAGUCCACCAUUCCCUCCAGUGGACCGGUCCACGCACAAUCAAGCCCAGCGCUCAUCUCCCGUGGACCGCACAUGCCAGCACUCACGGGCUUCAACUCCAGCACAUGGGUCGCUCGCGUCAUCAACUCCAAGCUCAAAACAACGCAACUCCCACACGUCUCUUCACGUGGCCCGAUCAUCCACAGGCGGACCAAUCCAUCGUGGGCCACGCUUCACCACUUUCUCACGCAAGACCAGCACAUGGCCCGCCCACUCAAGCCAAGCUCGUGGACCGCGCUUCUUCACAUGGACAGUGGACCCCAUCCAUUCACGCCCAUUCCCGCUUCGAUGCCCACUUCGCCAUUCCCUCCAGUGGAUCAAGCCCGCACGUCCACCUUGUACUCAUGGACCGCGCUUCACCUAAUCAUGCGCAUGUGGACAGCAACUCCAGAUUAGGGCGCACAUCUCUCACUAUUUAAAGGACAAUUCCAAUCUCUUCCAGCAGACUUGAAUUCGGCAAUUCGGCAAUUCCGCAGGAGCAAGGCAGAAGCUCUUCGGUUCCUUCUUCCUCUUUUAUUUUCCUUUUAUUAUUUUGUUUUUAAUUAGCCAAUGAGCGGCUAAUUUCUUAAUUCUAGUUGAGGAUUGGUUGAAACUAAGGUUGUUUAAUGGGUUGUGAGAUCUGAACAUAAA